UUCUCUUUAAUUUUGCCAAUGUCGAAAGCUCUCUCCCUCCCUCUCUAAUGCCAUCGAUCUCUGCCAUUUGAUAAAAAUUUCCUCGAAAAAUCGAAUUUUUUUUUUAAAAAUCCGAUAAAAAGAUCCCGACCCGGUGACCCGAAAUGGCGGCGUAUAGAGCGGAUGACGACUAUGAUUAUUUGUUCAAGGUGGUGCUGAUCGGGGAUUCGGGUGUGGGGAAAUCGAACUUGCUGUCGAGAUUUACGAGGAACGAGUUUAGCCUUGAAUCCAAAUCCACAAUCGGAGUGGAAUUCGCCACCCGAAGCAUUCGGGUCGAUGAUAAGAUCGUUAAGGCCCAGAUUUGGGACACCGCUGGACAGGAAAGAUACCGAGCAAUUACAAGUGCGUACUACCGAGGAGCUGUUGGUGCAUUGCUCGUCUAUGAUGUUACUCGACAUGUCACAUUUGAGAAUGUUGAGAGAUGGUUGAAGGAGCUACGAGAUCACACAGACUCCAAUAUUGUCAUUAUGCUUGUUGGUAACAAGGCAGACCUGCGACACUUGCGUGCUGUUUCCACUGAGGAUGCUAAGGCCUUUGCCGAGAGAGAAAAUACCUUCUUUAUGGAGACAUCUGCCCUUGAGUCAAUGAAUGUUGAAAAUGCAUUCACAGAAGUGCUAACUCAAAUAUAUCGCGUGGUCAGUCGAAAAGCACUCGAGGUAGGGGAUGAUCCUGCAGCCUUGCCCAAGGGACAAACCAUCAAUGUUGGAAGCAAGGAUGAUGUUUCGGCCAUCAAGAAAGUUGGCUGCUCAGAGGCAAGAAAAAAAGACACCUCUGACAGACAGUAUAUAUAUAUAUUGGUCUGGACGUACGGUAGCAGAGUGGAAGCAAAGAUGAGCAAAUCGAACAACUCCGAACUUCAUGUUGCUAUGUUUCCAUGGUUUGCCUUUGGCCAUUUCAUCUCCUUUCUUCACCUCUCAAACAAGCUUGCUGAGAAAGGCCACAAGAUUUCCUUCUUAUUGCCUAAAGGAGCACAGGCAAAGUUGGAACAGCUAACCCACUACCCAAACCUGAUUCGAUUCUUUCCUCUCGUUGUUCCCCGUGUAGAUGGUCUCCCUCCAGGCGCCAAAACUGUAUCUAAUGUUCCUUUCUCGCUACAUAUCAAGUUUAAUGCUGGCUUUGAUGGAACCCAAGAUCAAGUUGAAGACAUCUUAAAAACUAUAAAGCCUGAUAUGGUUUUCUAUGAUUUUGGGCAUUGGAUUCCAGCUUUGGCUCGCCAAAUGGGCAUCAAGUCUGUGUACGAUACUGUGGUUUCUGUAGCUGCAAUUGCGCUCUUAACCAAAACAGAUGGCAAGGAUGGGAAGGACGUGACUGAAGAAGAGCUUAUAGAGACACCUCCUGGUUAUCCUUCUUCCAUUGUGAGAUUCAGAGAAGAAGACGUUGGUGCGAUAAUAGAUUUCUUAGUAGUACCGGAAACAGGAUUGUCAAUUGAAGAUCGCCUGAUCGCUAGCAUUGAAGAGAAUGAUGCCACAGCCUUCAGGACUAAUCGUGAAAUUGAGGGACCUUUCUGUGACUAUUUUGUCGAACAAUUUGGAAAGACCGUUCUGUUGACAGGACCUUGCUACCCUGAAACCAAGAACACACAGCUUGAAGAGAAAUGGGCUUCCUGGCUGAGUAACUUUGAGCCAAGUUCGGCGGUGCUUUGUGCAUUUGGAAGCCAGAUUACCUUGCAAAAGGAGGAGUUUCAAGAGUUAGUUCUUGGGCUUGAGCUAUCGGGGCUACCUUUCUUGGUGGUUUUGAGACAAACACAAGGAUGCGUGACUGUUAAAGAGGCAUUGUCUGAGGGGUUUGAAGAGAGGGUUCAAGGAAGAGGGCUGGUGCAUGGUGGUUGGCUUCAACUAAAACACCCAUCUAUUGGGUGUUUUGUGAGUCACUGUGGUUAUGGAACCAUGUGGGAAUCUCUGCUCAGUGAUUGCCAAAUUGUACUGAUUCCUCGCCUGGCAGAUCCAAUCCUGAACACCAGAUUAAUUGUAGAUGAACUCAAGGUUGCAGUUGAGUUGGAGAGAGGAGAAAAGAUGCAGAUUUCCAAGGAUAAGUUGAGUGCAACCAUCAAGUUGGCAAUGAACAAGGACAGUGAUAUGGCUGGUUUGUUAAGGAGAAACCAUUCCAAGCUGAACCAAACACUUUCUAACAGAAAUCUUCAGGAUGAAUAUAUCAAUAAUUUCGUCCAAGGUCUGCAAAAUCUUACCGAUUAG
This is a messenger RNA of Theobroma umbraticum, 2231 nucleotides long. Its product is annotated as UDP-glycosyltransferase 79B6. NCBI's taxonomy places the organism in Eukaryota, Viridiplantae, Streptophyta, Magnoliopsida, Malvales, Malvaceae. Gene Ontology annotation, molecular function: UDP-glucosyltransferase activity. The record is from RefSeq and is a predicted model, not a curated record.